This is a messenger RNA of Plasmodium falciparum 3D7, 1083 nucleotides long. RefSeq lists its product as uncharacterized. NCBI's taxonomy places the organism in Eukaryota, Apicomplexa, Aconoidasida, Haemosporida, Plasmodiidae. The record is from RefSeq and is a predicted model, not a curated record.
AUGAUUAUUAACUAUUUUAAUAAAUUAAAUAAAAUUACAUUUAAAACCAAAAGAAAGAAUAAUAUGAAUACAUAUUUAAACUUGAAAAAAUAUAUAAGAAAUUCAAUAAUAAUUUCCAUAAAACAUAAUUAUAUAAGAUUACUUCUAAUAUUUAAUAAACUUUUUCUUUUUGUAUUAUACAUAUACAUUUUUAGAUAUACACAUAAUGAGCAUACGUUCUAUAAUAAUGUAUAUGAAAAGAAUAUGUUAGAUAAAAUAUGGAAAAAUAAAGUAUUCAGAUUAUUAGGAGAAAAUUCACAUUAUUUCAAGGAAUAUAACAACCAUUAUAAUACCGAACCCUUAUUAUAUACCGAAGAAUCAUUCCGGUAUAUUCAAGAACCUACAGAACAUAAUCAUGUACACAGUCACUAUACCCAACAACAUUCUAAGGAGUUUGAAGAAACAACAAAUUAUGAACAAUUGUUACCUUACUAUAUUCAAGAGCAACCUGAAAUUUCCCAUUCUUUUUCUUAUCAUAUUGAACAACCACUAGAUGUCAUUUCACAAUUUCAGAAUAAUGUAUACGAAUUGUCUAAUAUACCAAAUGAAUUUAAUUUUAAUUAUCAUAAUGUCAAACCUAGAGAAGACCAAUUUUAUAAUAAUAUUAAUACUUUCCUACAUCAUUAUCCGAAAGAACAUAAUAAUAUACAAACUUUACAAAACUCAACUAAAAAUGAAGAAUUUUAUGAUAAAGCAAAUAAGAAUAUACAGGAAAAUUUUUACAAUGAUUUUGUAAAAUUUAAAGAUUAUAUUAUUAAUGAUAAAGAUCAAAAUAUUGAAGAUAUUAACAUAACAGGAGAAGAUAAAGAAAAAUUAAAAUUAUUAUUUGAAACAUUAAAUGAAAUGAAAUUUUAUGAAAGUAAAAUAUCAGCCUUAAAUUUUAAAUAUUACUAUUAUAAAAAAAAGUCAAAGAAAAAAAAAAAAAAAAAGAGUUUAGUGAAAAUGGCAUUAACACCAAUAUUUGUACUUUUAUCCAUGUUUACUUUAAAUAAAGUGGCCCCUGAAGUAUUCAGUACUGCAUUUAUUUGGUUAUACAGGUUUUAA